This is a messenger RNA of Paramecium sonneborni, 311 nucleotides long. NCBI's taxonomy places the organism in Eukaryota, Ciliophora, Oligohymenophorea, Peniculida, Parameciidae. The record is from the annotation of a GenBank genome assembly.
AGUUUAAGUAUUUUACAAAUUGAUUGCAUCAUAGCACUAUAAGUAUGUCGAGAUAAAUCACUUUUGCAUCCAAUAAAGAAAAUUAGAGAUAUAUCCUUGACAAUAUGAUAAUGAUAUUCUAGAUAUUGACAAGGAUUUUAAUCUUCAAGAUUAAGAGCAAUGGCAGCUACAGAAACACUUUACUGAAUAAAAUAUUCUUAUGAAGGAUUACCAGGGUAAUCAUAUAUUUGCAAUUGUAAUUUAUCUAAUUAAACUUUUCUAAACUCCAAGUAUUCAGUAGGAUAAGUCUUUAUCGAUUCAUUGCACAGAGC